Molecule: messenger RNA, 2057 nt
Organism: Scomber japonicus (chub mackerel)
Lineage: Eukaryota; Metazoa; Chordata; Actinopteri; Scombriformes; Scombridae
Gene: pacc1
Product: proton activated chloride channel 1
Exons: 8
Coding region: 213-1304 (363 amino acids)
Source: RefSeq, a predicted model, not a curated record
AGAAAACCCUAUGGGUGAAUGGUGUGUCUCCUAAUUUGUCCGGAAUACUUAACGUGAGCCCAAGGGAGGGGUGACAUGAUAUAUGCUUAAAACAUGUAUUCUUUACUUAUUAAAAGUAGUUUUUUAGACUGAGAACAAAUAGCCAGGCGCCUCACCUGGAAGAGCAGGAUAAUAGUUUCGCUUGACUGGAACAAAGUACAGAGCACAGAGGAAUGCUCCGGAAAGAAAACUCCCGGUCCUAUCAAGAGUUCAAUAAUGAUGAUGACGAUGAUGAGGAAGAAAAGACUCGGUCUCCGGGAUUUUUUGAAUAUCCCGCUGAAGACCUGGAGGCCGACGACCCCAACGACAGCAUCUCAAGAGAUGCAGAGGACGACAUCAGUGGAAGAAACCCAUCGAUGAAAUUUAGCAAAGCCUGCCUGAAGAAUGUCUUCACGGUGGUGCUCAUCUUCAUCUACCUGGUGCUGACCGCCGUGGCCGCCUUCCUGGCCUACCAGACUAUCUCCGACUUCUUGGACAAACUCAAUCAUCCCGUCAUGUCUGUCACCUACAAAGAGGUUGACACGUUUACCGCUCCUGGUAUCGCUCUGUAUCCGGGCAAAGCUAAGCUGCUGAGCUGCAAACAUCACUACCAUGAUUACAUUCCUCCCUUGGUGGAUCCAGGCAAGCCUCAAAAAGGGGACUGCCUUACUGAGGAAGUGACUUACAUCGGGCCCUUCACAAAUGAAACAGUGAGAAAAGCUCUGGUGGUCCGCGGCCCGACUGAUGUCAGAAACAAAGAGUUGAUCUUCAUGCAGUUCAGUCAUAAUGAAACAGACGAGGACUUCAGCGCUCUCACCUACAUGCUUUUUUCCAACUUUAGUCUCUUGACUUCCAGUACCAAUAAAUCAGAGUUCAUGAGGGAUUGUGAGAAGAAUUACUCGACGUGGACCUUCUCUGGAGGAUUCAGGACCUGGGUCAAGAUGUCUUUAGUGAAGACAUCGGGGAAAAGCAGUGACUCGGUGGAGUUUCGUCAAGAGUCCACUGUGGUCAAAUUCAAUGACAAAAGACCUGAAGCAGAGCAGGCCAAUGAGCUCUACUUUGCUGUCUUUGAAUGGCGGGAUCCUUACAUACAAGAAAUCCGACUGAUAGUGACUGCAAAUCCCUGGAGCUCCUUAGCCAUUCUUUGCGGGGUCUUCAUGGCUCUCUUCAAGGCUGCUAAUUUCGCCAAAAUGACCGUUCGGUGGAUAAUCAGGAUGCGUAAAAGGAUUCUGAGGAAUAAAGAAAGAGAACUGAGCCAAGUUGCUGCAGAAAAAAGGGAAAGAUGAAGUGAUUUGAGUUUCCUCUUUAACUUGUAAUCCGUGGUGAGGAUUAAUUACAACAAGAAGUGUUUAUCCAUCAUAUAAAUCCAUAUUAUUUUAAAGUCUGUUUGCUUAAACUUGUCACAUUUUAAAAAUGAGUAAUUGUUCUAAUUGAAUAUCACUGCUGGCUCAAUCACUUCUUUAAAAUGGUCACUUUAACAUUUUUUUCUUGUUGUUGGUCUUGAAUCUCAAAAAAUGAAGUAUUUUAUCACUUUAUCACUACUUUCCAAAACAUUCCUGGUAAUGCAAUGUUAUAUGCACAAAAAGGAAAUUGUGUCUGGAAGCUGAGUAAACAUAACAUAUUUGUUAUGGUCUGAGGGUUUGGAGGUUUUAUUGUGUGAAAAACUGAGAAAAUGUGAAUUGUGGUCAGAAUGUUUCUGGAUUUGAGAUUGGUUCUCAUGCUGAUCAUUUUAUUCUAAAGGGAAUAUUGAAGAGUGUUGUUGGUGGGUUUCCUACUUUUUUUAAAAGUAAUAUCACACUCAUGCCACAAAGCAUUAUCAUUAUAUUGAUAACUCUGAAGGGAUUUCUCUUCAACCUCUUUUUCUUCUGUCAAAGUAAUCUGCUGUUUGUUUUUAAGUACUGCUUUUUAUUUUGUUGUACAUUUGAUAAAUGUAUCAGGUCUAUUGUUGAAUUUACUUGAAUUGAUGUAUAAAUUGUGAUGUAUGAAUAGGACCAUGAUCAAUGUUGUGGGAAAUUUGGAGAAAUAAAAAUAUUUUUUUA